GCAGCUCCUUUCCCCCUUUGCUGCUGCCUCCUCCUGCAUCCGUUCCGCAUCAGUAGAAAGCUCCUAGCGCAGCCGCUUGGCAAGGUUCUUCCUUUUUUCUUGGACAACAUUUCGAGCCUCCCCCCCACUUUGGCCAGUUUGCAUGCAUUAUUUGUCUCCCAAAAUGGUUUGUGAGACUAAGAUAGUGGCAGAAGAUCAUGAAUCGAUUUCAGGAGCCAAAAAAGAGACAAUCAUCGUUUCUUCCUCUCAAAUGUGGCCCUCUUUAAUGGGCUUGCCUUCUUCUUCCCCGGCUUCUCUGAGCACCCCGAUGGAUGAAGGGGACAAAAAGGAGGGCGUUUGCAUCAGGGAAUUUCACCCUUCCGAGCAAGAAGUGGUGCGACGUAUAUUUUAUGAAGGCAUAAUGGAAAGGAUCCCCAACACAGCCUUCAGAGGGUUAAAAGACCAGCCCUUUACGCAGCUGGUUUAUGGGACAAUGGCUGUAAUAUGCUUUGUUGUGACCAAGUCCUUGCUGCUGACCUGCUGUUUACCCAUCUUUCUUAUGGGUAUGAGAUACUACUUCAGUAGAAAAGUUAUCCUCAGCUAUCUCGAGUGCGCACUGAAUACGGACAUGUCUGAUAUUGAGCAAUAUUACAUGAAAUCUCCAGGUUCCUGCUUCUGGGUUGCAGUUCUGAAUGGCAAUGUGGUGGGCAUUGUUGCCGCAAGAGGCAAUGAGGAAGACAACACAGUGGAGCUGCGUCGCAUGUCUGUUGACUCCAAAUACCGUGGUAAAGGGAUUGCCAAAGCUUUGGGUCGCAAGGUGCUGGAGUUUGCGAUGGUCAAUAAUUAUUCAUCCAUUGUACUAGGAACUACAGCAGUGAAAGUGGCAGCCCACAAAUUAUAUGAGUCUUUAGGAUUCAAGCAUGUGGGUGUUGUUGAACACUACACUCUGCCUGGGAUGACACAUUCUAUGCUAGAGCGAAUGUUUUUCCAGCUUCGCUACCACCGCUACUGCCUGCAGCUGCGCGAAGAAUAAAAAGGCCUCAACUUAAUUUUGUUCCUCCCCCUAAAUCAGUGUUUUGUGGGAGUUUUGUCAUUGUUUAUUUGCAGAUUACAUUUUAUUUUUAUGUUCCUUCAUUUCAUUGAGUUCAUUUGCUUUGUACAGAUUUCUUGUACAAACAAAGGGUCAUUCGUUUCUGACAUGCUUGUAGAGUGAUGGUGCUAAUGCUGGAGGUCCUGUUGGCUGUCCUUAAUGCAUACAUUUGUUCAGUGACCAAGGGGGUCAAGAUGGAUUCUCUCCCACCCACCCCCUCAGUCUUCUCUUGCCCAGGUUACCUACAUAAGCACAGAGACUUUAAAUACAUAACAGUGCUGCUUGUCUGGUGUGUGUAAAUAGUCUACCCCCUUCCCUGAAAUUUCAAAAGGUGUAGUGAUAAACUUCGGGAUACAGCUAAGUGGAGAAAUUUUACUUGAAUGCAUUUCUCAGUAUUUCAUGGACAAGUAUGCAUUCAUUUUACUAUGACAUAUUGGUUAAUAAUACUGAAAGAAGAUGUGAAAAACCUGCUUGCUAUGAUGCAUGAAGAGAAAGUGUUUGCAUGCUUUCAAACACAUGGCACUGCCAAGUAGGCUCUGAUCUUGCACUUUUUGGAUGUACCUCAUUCUGCCAACUGUCUAAAAGAAUCUUGUGCAUCCGAUAACUAUGACUUAUUCUUUUAUCCCUAUUUUCUUCCCAAGCCAGCAGAUAGACUUGAAGCAUUUUGAAUCCUGAGCCUAGUGUAACAUAUGUAAAUUACUGAAAUAUCAUAUGCGCUGAUGUAUUUAUAACCUGCAAUUCUGUGCCAGAUGCCUGUACAUGCAGCAGAAUUUAUUUUGAUUUAAUUUUACUUUCAUGUAUAAUUUUAGUUUGUUUAUUAUUUUUGCUUUUUAAAUUCAAGCUCUAGCUUUUGCUGACUGGUUUCACUGAGAGACAACGGAGGCUUCAGUUUCUAUGGCAACACACUUGUAUGCUAAUAUGUGCACCAAAUCUAAAUGCUUCAGAAAAGCAAUAUGCAAAAGACAGAUAACUGAAGUUGCAAGUUUGGCUGAAGGCGGCAGGGGAAACAAAGAUGCUAUUUUUAAUCACUCGCUAGUGGGAUAAAUAUAGACAGCCUGCCACAAAAAGUAACUGCUGCUUUAAUGAUGUCAAAUUUGCUAAUUGUACAGUACAAUGCAAACAGCAAUGCAACACAGAUUUGGCAUGUGUCUGUACUUAGGAUGUACAUUGCCAGCCACAAAAAAUAAUCAAGAUUAUAGCUUCUUCUGGCUUCAAAUACCAGUUUUAUAACGUAUUUAAAGAAAUAGCAAUUUUGCAUGUAGUUUAGUAGAUGUUACUUGGAGGGGUAACACUUCAGAGAGAAGGUGAGUGAUGAAGUCAAAUAAAAGGGUGACCUUUUCAUCAGGUUGGGAACACUCAUAUACAGUAUUUGGUGGUAAUCAAACCAAAUUUCUUCUAUUCCAGCUUAGUGUUGCUAAAAUUCAAUAGUCCAAGGGCAAGAAUUUGGUAUCUGGUCGUUGAUUUACAGAAACAAUCUGUUCUGUAACAAAACCAAUAGAGUCUGAUGCAAGGACCAGGAUUAAUCGCAACAGUGCCCUCAGUAUUCCUCUAAACCCACUUGAAGGGUACUGAAACCCCCCUGAUCUGUGUCUUCAGAGCCAGCAUCUCUUCCUUCCUUAGAAUGAAGGAAGAGAGAAUAACUUCUGUGGAAGAGAAAUUCCACUGAUAGUCCUAGCACGUGGAAAGAGGAGCAAUUGCUGUCUCCAUGCCUGUGAUAAGAUCACAACCAAAAGAAAAGAGUAGGUGCAAAAAAGCCAAAAUAUGUCAUCUUUUGAACAGGUAGAUGCCUUGUCUGCUGGUAUUCUUCCUGCCACAGACAUUGCCAUCCCUAAAAUGGGAGCAUCCAAUGGUGUUCCAGCAAUAAAACAAAUUGAUCAGUAAUAUGGAUUGAAUUUGAUUUCCAGAAUGUACCUGUUAGAAUUGAGUGUGUGUGUGGAUGUGGAAUGUAUUUUUUAAAUAUUUCUAUGCUGUACAUUUCUCCUAAAGCUGAAAUAUGUAUUGUGGGAAGGUAUAGGACAGAGGUGUAUAGUGUACAGAAAUUGGUAUAAUAUUUUCUAGCUGUUUUCAGUAAUUUCAUUAAACUGCAUAACACAGAAUAAUAUUAUAAAGUGUUAGGAAAAAGUGAAAGAAAAUAACUGCUUGUGCCUUUUAAUUUUUUUUUGUUUCUGUGUUGUCACUGCACUAAAUGAUUUCUGAAGAAUCAAAAUAUUAUGUAGUCUAAAUUAUUGGGGGGCAGCAGGGGACAAAGUCUAAACCGAAAUUUUAUUGAGGCACUUUAAGAAUGUGGCUGGUUUUGAUUCCUGUACCUUAAAGUUUUCAAUUUUCAUAUCUUUGUGAAAAGCCACCCCACCCCACCCCAAAAAAAGAAUGAAAGAAAAAAGAAAAGAAAAGAAAAAGAAAGUUCCACCACAGAAGCAUAUGAGAGACACCCUCUUCUGGUGUUAUGUAACCAUAUAUAUGCUCUACAUGCUUACAAUGCCAACAGGAGCACUCUGGCAAGUUUCACCACCCUAAUACCAACACACUCUGUAUUCCCGUACCCUGCUGACCAUGAGUAUAGAGUGAAGAAGACUAAUGGUAUACAGUAAUCCCUAGAUAGAAAUCUAUACAAGGGACAGAGUAGAUCAUAAUGAAGGUAGUGUUACUUUCAGUGUCAAAGAAGGCAUUGAGAACUGAGAGACAAACUUAUCAUUUUGGAUAGAAAUACCCUAAUAUUAUGCUGGGGACUGGUCGGGGGAAGGCAGCAAAUUCAGAUUUGAUACUAAAUGUAUGUAAACAUGAAGCAGCAGUAAAUCACAGCUCCCUGA
Hemicordylus capensis (graceful crag lizard) is the source of this 3876-nucleotide messenger RNA. RefSeq names its product N-acetyltransferase 8 like (gene ASPNAT). Gene Ontology annotation, cellular component: mitochondrial membrane. Gene Ontology annotation, molecular function: L-aspartate N-acetyltransferase activity. The record is from RefSeq and is a predicted model, not a curated record. The coding region runs from base 143 to 1012 and encodes 289 amino acids. The transcript has 3 exons. NCBI's taxonomy places the organism in Eukaryota, Metazoa, Chordata, Lepidosauria, Squamata, Cordylidae.